AUGCCAGAAUAUGACUUCCUCUUCCCAGACGGACCUCACAACGCCGAUGUCGCUUCCAUCAUGGAUAUGACCAAACCGGAAAAUCAGGACUGGACAAAACUCGUCAAUGAACUCUCGACUUCUGGGCAUAAGGCGUGGUGGUUCGCUCGCGACGGAAACUGGCAGAACGUAGAUGGCGGCUAUGUUGGACUCGAGGAGAGCUUGGACUUCGUUGGAUCCUACAUGAAAGAAAAGGGACCCAUUCACGCAAUAUGGGGGUUCAGUCAAGGUGCUUGCUUUGCUGGCAUGCUUUGUGCUCUGUUGCAAGGGAAGCUUUCCAAUCACCCGCUUCGAAAGCAUUUGCCUCCAGCACUACCCACUCCAAUCGCUAGUGUGGUGUUCUCGGGCUUUCGAGCACGAUUUCCUCAGUACGACAGCAUAUAUGAGCCUGGUAUCGAUGUGCCGAUGCUUCAUGUGAUGGGUCAGGAUGAUCCUCUGGUCAAUAGCGAGAGAAGUGAGACGUUAAUCAAGAUUUUUGAAACACGAUGGCGGGCAUAA
Lithohypha guttulata is the source of this 537-nucleotide messenger RNA. RefSeq lists its product as uncharacterized. Gene Ontology annotation, cellular component: nucleus; cytoplasm. Bases 1 to 537 code for a protein of 178 amino acids. Gene Ontology annotation, molecular function: hydrolase activity. The record is from RefSeq and is a predicted model, not a curated record. The transcript has 2 exons. Lineage: Eukaryota; Fungi; Ascomycota; Eurotiomycetes; Chaetothyriales; Trichomeriaceae.